Molecule: messenger RNA, 9748 nt
Organism: Cinara cedri
Lineage: Eukaryota; Metazoa; Arthropoda; Insecta; Hemiptera; Aphididae
Source: the annotation of a GenBank genome assembly
CGCUUCGAUUUGGUCGAGAGCGGACCGUUCUCUCCUGGGACAGACUAUAGACAUUUUCAUUAUCAACAAAAAAGUAUCAUUAAUGUAUUUUAAUUUUAGUGUGUCGAUAUUCUUUUUAAAUUAAUUUAAGUAUACAUAUUUUAAUAAUUUUUGUACUAUGAAGCACUUGAAUAUCUGAUUGAUCACAAUUACUUGUUGCCAGGUUAGGAUUUAUAAAGCCAAAAUAUCUAGAAAGGUUUUUUUCAUCUAUCCGAGCUAUUACAAAGACAUUAAUUUACCAGUAUUUAAGAAUAAUAAUCAAUUUACUUUUUGCAGAAAGUAAUUAAUGAUAUUAUUAACCAUGUAGCUUCAUUGUUCGUAAACUAACAAUUAAAUAAUUUAUGAUGAUUGCUCUAAAAUAAUAACUUGAACCCAUUCUGAAUUGGGAUCAUAAAUAACCAAGGUGGAUUAACUAUUCACUAGUAAAUUCAUAAUUUAUUAUACAUAUUUUAUGAGUAUUAAGUGUUAAAUUACUGCAUAUGCAAAUUAUUUUUUUACGUUGGUAACACCUCUAAUGCAAAAAUUAUUAUAUCAUUUUCGUUAUUAAUUUUCCGCCAACUACCCUAAACCCGUUUAAUAGGUAUUGUAACACUUUUUACUGUAAAAGUUAAUAAAACAAUAGUUACGGAUGAUUAGUUUGACGUCAUAUUAUCUGAUAAAAAUCCUUAUCAAGUACGAUUGUAUCCAAAUAAAUAAAAAUGUACAUACAAAUGCAAUGAAAAGUAACUUUAAAAUUAUAUUUUAUAUUCUACAUUUUAAGUACUUUUUAUACUAAUUUUAUUCUGAAAAAUCUCAUUUAAAUUAUCUCAUGUUUAAUAAUCGUCAAAUCUUAGUAUGUAAAUACUCGUAUAUUAAUAUAAUACGAGAGUUCAAAAAUAUAUCUUGCGUUUUUAAUUGUACAAUUAAAUUAUUUGGAUCCUAAAAAUGAAAUUAUUACUGAUAACAGUUUGAUAAGUGCAUGACGUAAGAACUAAUCGUGUGUAAUACAUUUUUACCAUCUACAGUGUUGAAAACAUUUAGGAGCAUAAACCAGAUAAUUCCAGACAACUUUUUUCAUUGUCUCCUAUUGUAGGUAUAUGAAUGAUCGGAUUUAUCUCAUUCUUGUACAUAUAAAUUCGUAAUUUUUUUCUUAAUUUUAAUCCCCCGAAAUCCCAUUUUUGAAAAAAAUGGAUUAUCUUGUUAUUGUAUCCUUUCAAUUGAUUAGUAUUGUUUAAAUUUUGAAAUUAAAACGAUAUUGGUCUAUCGAUAUUUUCGGUUGCCACUUGCAUUCUUGCCUUGAUAUAUUGUUGUCAUCCCUACCCAUUAUUGGGCGGAGCUUGACUGUCAUGGUAGUCACGGGCCAGGGGGAUUACUGUCGUGUUCGACCGUCGCGUACUCUACUAUUUCAUUUUUGUUCUUUUUCAUCACCUAAUAAUGUUCAUUCUGCUGAUAGGUCAUUUUCAUUCGCCAUUUUCCCGUUUGUUCGAUUUUCUGUAAACGUUAAAAGCUCACUCGAAUACUUGUUAUUAAUUUCAGAAAAUCGAUUGAAGAAUAAGUUGUAUCAGAUCUAUAUAAACUUUUUAUUUUGGUUUAUCACUUUUUAACGAUGUUUGUACGCGUCUUCCGAGAUUUGUGUCGACAAACGGGUUACUCAAACGAGCACAAUGUCGUUCGCCGUUGCUUACACGUCACACAGCAAAUGGAAAAGAAUAGAGAUCGUCGGAGUUUCCUGGCCUCGGUUCCCCGUAUAGACGAAGGCACUGAGGGUGAAAAAUUCGUUUAUAUAGAUUCUGCAAUCACCAAGUGAGUUAUUCUUACCAUAUAAUUAAUUCCACAUAUGAUGUAUUUUUUUAUUUUCUACAUGUCGACGCCAUUUUUUUUCGGCUCUUGUCGUUGAAUACGGAAUUUAUUAUAAGAAAUCGUGUUAAUUUAUUAAGACUAACUAGAAAGUUCUAUUUUUUUCGAGGAAAGAAGACAUGUUUCCUGAUAUGAACACUUCUAAUAUGCUUUUUGGUGGAAUUAAAUUUUCAGACAUACCUAUUUGUCACAUUAAAUCAUCCAAGAACAAUACAAUUCUACAUGUCACAAAGCCUUCUGGUAAGUUAUCAUUUUUUUUUCAGAAGUUUAUUUUUAGAUUUGCAAAUUUAUUAUUAUGAGUACCUACCUUAAUUAAAUAUUCAGAAAUUAAGCAAUAAAAAUGAAUGAUGUUAAAUCCACCCUACCAAUAUAUAUACGUAUUUUAACUAUUAGGUUAGGUCAUAAUAAACAAUUUUGUUUAAUAUUUUCAUUUAUAGUUAUUUUUAUGAAAGCUUAAAUUUCCUUUAAAUGGAGUGGAUAGUACCAUAUUUUAAAUUUAAUAUCUAAGUAAUUACGAAAAUUUGUUUUACUAAAUUAUAGUGUAUACUGGGUCUGACAAUACUUGGUUGCUCACUGCACAGUAGUUUUAUGUGAACUAGAGGUCAUAUUUUAUCUAAACUUAAAAAAAAAACAUGUUUUAGACAUUUACCAAACAAGGAGUAUUCUCUUCAGUUUUCAACUGUGCAAAAAUGUUCAUAUAGUAGACCAAGUUUACUAAUUACUAUGGUUAACAAGAUAUUGUAAUUUUAUCAUUUUUGGAUAGAAUUUGUAAUAAAACAUGUAGUUUAUAACAGUUGAAGUCUGGCUCUUGGGGUAAAAAAAAAGUGAAAAUAUUGAAAAAUAUCAAAUGCAUUUAUUUUCCGUGCACUCCUGACCAAUGAUCCGUAGUUAAAUUUUUGUUUUUCUUAUGUCAUGCCGACAUAGAAUGAGUUUAAAGGUGUGCAUUUACUGACUUGAAAAAAUUGUAUUAUUCACAGAUGCUGUUUGAUCUCUGGGUCAAAACUAAACGUAAAAGUAUCUGACAAUUUUAUAGUGGUUUUAUAGUAGUAUAGUGUCCAAUUUUAAACUUCAAACAGUCAAAAGUUUGAUAUUUAAAUUGUUUAACCCUUUCAAACAAUAUGGCUUUUUUUGGGUGAAUUUAGAAUGUUAAUUCUAACUAAAGAAUGUUGAUAAGGUAAGGAACUUUUAAACUUGUCAUCUUCAACUUGUCUCUGCAAGAAAUGGAAAAAUCGAAAAUUCUACCACGAAACAUUGACAAGACGGCAUGAAAAGUAUUUCUAUUUGGCGUUUUUCAAUAUUUUGACCCUUUUUUUUUUUUAUGCAGUAUAGUGCCUAGGUAACAACUGUUCUGAUACGAAUGAAACUUAAUUCUUUAUAUAUAAUAUAUUGUUUGUUAAAUAAAUGUUGGUAUCUUUUUUAACUUGAAUUUUUAUGUAGGAGAACGAAUUAUGAUCAGGUCAUGUGGCAUGGAAGGAUUUAAAAAUACAAGAAAAGGAACUAAUAUCGCAGCUCAAGCUACAGCUAUUGGUCUUGCUACUGUAAGUAAUUUUUAUUUUUGAAGUAUAAUAAGUGUUGCCUAUACAGUCAACAAUUUCAUCUUCAAAAAUAAAUAAAUAAAUAUUGGGUAUGCAACUCUGUUUCAAAAAAGAAGGCUAUAAUUAUUUUUAUAAGUCCCCGUAUCGAAUAUGCUUGUUGCGAGGCUUUUAAAAUCCUUUGUUUUGUUUUAAGACUAUGUAGGAAUUUCCGGUCUAGUUCAUUCUUUAAGACACUAUAUUGUGCUCUUGUAUGUCGUAUUUUUGAGUAUGGUGGCGUUUAUUAGGAUCCUCACAAUAUCAGACUCCUUGAAGCUGGAAAGGGUUAAUAAAAAUACGUAAGGUAUGCUAACUUAAAACUAAAAAUCUUUUGUGAACCCCAUAAUUAUAACUAUGAACCAAUUGCAUUGCACCUUAGUUUAGUUUAUUUACUUAAGCAUACGUUUUGGGGCAUUAAGUUCUUGGAUGGAUUGUUACGUGGUAAUAUUGACUCGUAGGAAUUACAUUCCUUCAUAUGUUUCAAAGUACCUCAAUGUUCUCACUGUGUUGCUUCUUUUUAUGUUCCCCUAGCCACCUGUGGACCCAAUGAACCUAUCUUAUGUAUGGUGGCCAAUGCCAAUGUAGACUGUGCAUACCUUUUAAACCUUUUUUUAUAAUUAUUAUUUAGCUGCUAUUGAUACAUUAAUGUCUCAAAUUUUGUAAUUAUCAAUGCAUAUAUAUAAUAUAUUAUUUCCUUAAGGGUUAUACCGUAAACUUAUAGAAAUAAAAUAAAAUAAUUUAUUCUUAAACAGAAGCAAAAGAGAGUAAUAUUUAUGGUAAGCAAUACCUAUGUAUAAUGCUUCUAAUAUUGUAUACUAAAUAUUGUAACGCUAAAUUGCACACCUAUGAAAUUAAUUUUGUUCAUAAUAAACAUUAUAAAUCAGUUGAAAACUAAGCAGUAGUAAUACCAUUCUAUAAAGAAACCAAAUUUUAGAUAUGAUAUAUUUAUAAUUUAUGUUUGUAACUACUUUUUCACUUUGUAAUAGCCAUUUAUUACAUUAAAUUUAUAAAAUAUACAUUUUUAUUUCAGAGGGUAUUAGAAUUGGGAAUUCAUACAGUUCGUGUAACAAUUCAAGGAUUAGGACCAGGAAGAAUGGUAAGAAUAUUAUCAAUUUUAUCAAUGGGCUUAGUGGUGUGGUGGGACACACCUACUAUUAAGAAGCAUAUUUUUUUCAGUAUUUUCAAUACUUGUUUCCGAAUUGAUACUCCUGGGAUCAUUAUAAAUAAUUAGACAGUACUUUUUAUAACUACAACAUUAUCAUUUUAGACUUAUAAUAAUCUAGUCAUUAAGAUGAAGUAGUUCACGCAUAAAUCACUGUUAAAUACGUUAUUUUUAUCAUUUACCUAGAAUAAAUUGUAUUUUUAUUUUAAUCUUAUUUUAAAUUAAAAUUAGAUUUUGAUGCAAUCAACAAUAUUUUAUAGUUUCAUAGUUAAUUCAAAGUUUCAUUCAUAUUUAUUUAAUUAUUUUUCAAAUAUAAGUGCCAAAUACCUUAGGGCUUUAUAAAAUUAUUUUAAUUUAAUUGAACUGAACUAUUAAUUUGUAGUUAUUUUUUUGUUUGUGAAAAGAAUGGAUAUAUUAUAUAAGAUAUUUAAGAAACAUUAUUCACAAUAAGUGAAUGUUACAAACCAUUAUUUAAAAAAAAAAAAAAUUGAAUUCUAUAAAAUUACACAAUUAAUUUAUAAUCCAAAUCGCCUGUAUCUGGUUUUUUUUUUUUUUUUUUUUUUUUUUUUUUUAUCAUUUUGUAUUGGUGCUACACAAAAGCUUAUUUAUAUAUAAUAUAUAAUAUUACUUUUUUAUCUUAAUCUUUCUAGAUUUUACUUUAUUAUUUUUAAAGUAUUCUUUAUAGUGUAUUCUUGUUAUUUCCCCAUUUAAUUAAAAUUUAUUUUUCUAUUUCAGUCUUCAAUUAAAGGUCUUACUAUGGGUGGUUUGAAAAUUAUAUCCGUCACAGAUGAUACACCAAUUUCAUGGAAUCCAUUAAGACCAAGGAAACAACGGAAAUUAUAAUUAUGUAAUUAUGUAAGUAAAACUACAAUUAGUUAUAAAGAAUAUGUUAUUAUAAUAAAAGUGUAAACAAAUUUAUUAACGUCUAAUAAAUGUUAUUAAUUGUGAUAAACAAUUUAACCAAUUAUUUUGUUUUUAAUUUUUGAUUAAAUCAAUUUUAUUUAUUUUUAUUAGUGGUUAAUUUUUUUGUAGUAAAAAAAUAUAAAUAUUUCUAUCUCGAAAGAAGUAUACAAUUAUUUUAUUAAAAUCAAAGUAUUAUUAUUUUUGCUUUUUUUUUUUGAAAAUGGCAGAUAUUUCAAUAUUGAAGCUAUUGAGAUUAAAUUUGAUUAUUAGAUAGCAAAUUUAUGUAUUUAAGAUCACUUCUGCUAUUAUUGAACAAAUUAUUUUUUUAAGGAAUUUAUAUGAAUCAAUACUAUGGUAUUAUUAAUUAGCUUUUUAUCUCUCCUGUUAAUAUUUAGUAUAUAUUGGUCUUCAUUAAUAGAAAAUCUAUACUCAGAUUUAAGAUAUUUGUAUGUAUUUUCUAAAAGUUAUGUGGAGCAUUUGGAACCAGGAAAAAUGUUAAAUAUAAUAAUAUUACGUUAUUUAUAUUUCAUUGGAUUAUUUAAAUAACCCUUUUAAAAAUAAUUAUAUCAUAUGACAAACUUCGCACCUAAUAUAACAGGACACUAUUUUAUAUGUAGAUGAAAGAUUUCGGAGUAGUUUUUUUAUUUAAACAUUUUUCCCAGUCCCAAUGUCAUGAAUCAAUCAGAAAAUGUAAAAAAAUUGGAUGUUGUCACAGAUUUCUUAUCUAUGAGGACAUGUAACAUAUGUUUUACAUUUUUUUUUUUUAUAUAUAUAUAUACUUUGCUAUAAAAAAUAGCAAUGAAAAUACAGUUUUUAGUGAAGUUAUUUUUUAAUGGAAUAAAACUUUUUUUUAAAACUUAUGCAUUUAUUUGGUUUCUAUUAUUUUCUCUAUAAAAUACUGCACGUUUUAUUCUCCCCCUUAAUGAUUUUUUGUUCGGCUGCUAUGAAAUAUUAAAGAGGGGAAGUCUAAAAUAUUGUGGUAAAAUGUAAAUCAUGUGUAAACCAUACUAUAUAAAUUACAGUUCUAUAUAUUCCGAAUUUCAUGGAAGAAAAAGAAGCUCAAAAAUUAUUUUCUUAACUAUCCCUUUUGGAUGUGUUUCAUUAGUUUUUUGAUAUUUAAUGUAUAGUAUAUCGAUUGAAUAUUUUUAAGUAAUCUAGAUUAAACUGUUAGAUAUUUUUUUUUUUUUCUAAAAAAAUACACUUUUGGUUAAUUGAUUUUCGUUUCCAAGCAUUCCAUAUUGUCGACGUCAUACGUUCAGUGGAUAUCGCGUUGCGGUUGGGAAGGGAUGGGUUGUGCUCUGCGGGGGUACCACUACUUCUCCGUGUAAUCUCUUUACGCACAAAAUGGCCGCUCAUUGUUUGUCUCUUACCGUUUUCCGCACGCUCGUACUUGUUCGUAUCUAAAUCUUUAUCGGCCUCAGUUUUUAUUUCCUUUGCCGAAAUUAAAUUAUAACACCCGCUCUAUUAUCGAAUAUCUUAGAUUUUCACGUUAAGAACUUGCAGUAAUUGUGCCCAAACGCGAAACGCACACGCUAUUUGCCGUGCCACUUCACCUCCUCACCUUGACUGCCUAAUGUUGGCUGUAUUUAGGUGAAACGACGGUUUUUUUUUUAUAAUUUUUCUUUUAUAACAAACGGUUUUGUAAAUUUAUAAAAUCUUAUAACUCUUGUAUAACCCUUGGUUACUUUUUUUAUUAAUACUAAAGUGCAACCUUAUAAUUCUCAAGACUGUUUUAGCCACACAAAAUGCACCAGGUAAGAAAUCAGCUCCUAUUUAUCUACCUACCUAAAUUAUUCUAUUAAAUUUUACGAUUUAUUUUUAUGGUAUUAUCCGAUUUAGUAUUAAUUAUUUAUUUAUCUAGUUAAUCAUUGAAAUUAUAAGGCCUUAUUGUCAUUUAAUACAAACUAAUAGGUGAGUACUACAAUGUAUUGCAUCUACUAAGCAAACAUACCUACCCUUAAAUGUUUUAAAAUUUAUACAAUUUGCGUAAUUUCUGCAAUAUUAUCUAAUAAUUCUACUUUAUUUAUAAAAUAUUACAAAUAUAGUGUCUAAUUAGUAGGUAUUGUAGACUGUUUUUUCAAACUCUUCUACCCAUCAUUCAUAUUGAUCAGUAUACCCUUCAAUACUUUCAAUAUAACAUUGGGGUAGUAAAAAUGGUUGGACAGUUCAUUUCUCUUUAGUUAUAAAUUAACCACAGGCUAACUUAUUUAAGGACAUAUAAAACUUAAAAAUUUGAGUUGGACCCAUUUUCAAAAUUUUAUGUCAAAGUUAGUGUUCAUAGAUGAAAAAUGGUUUACAUGACAUUAUUUUAUUUUUAUUUUAUCGUGUUAAUAUUAUAUUUUGACUGUGGAGUAUGCUUAUUAACAUUUGUUGAAGGUGAAAUAUAGGUUGUUAAUACAGUUCUUCAAUUUUGUUUUUUAGGACUAGGUUAUUCUAUUAUUUAACAUUUUUGUACUAUUCUAAGUAAAAUAUAUAAACUAGGUAUUCACUAUACAUCAAUAUUUACACUAUAAUGAGUUAUUAUUUUUAAUUUAAUACUCUUAUCUGAUAUUAAUUUAUCAGUAUAAUAAUAAUUAUUGUUAUUAUUAUAGUAGUAUUUUAUCAAAUUAAAAUUUUUUUCAUAUACUCUUUUUACGCUAAAUUAUUAAGUAUAUAUUUGAUCUAUUUGUAAAUAUAAUAGGUAUACCAAGUUAACUUGAAAUGGUAUUGUGUAAAUAUAUUAUAUCUAUAAUUAUUAUGCAUAACAUAUUGCUUUCAUAUUCCAGGAUAUUAUUUAUUAUUUUGAGAAAUUAACUGAAGAAUUGACUAUAAAAUAAAAUAUCCAUACUGUCGUGUUAUCAAGCUGCCAAACUCUUUAUUGUUUUUAUAUACCAUACACAGGAUUAUUCAUUGACCUAGACAUACACCUAUACACCUAGACUAAUUUAAUAUUUUGAUAGUAGUGUAGCUCUAUUGUUAGAACUUACCUAUACCCAACUUUGUGUUGCUCAUCACUUAGGUUUAUUUUUCAAUUAAUAUUAUAUAUAGAAAGAAAAUUGAUACUAAAUAUUUAAUAGUCAUUAUUACAAAAUAAAUUUAGUUAUUAAAUGUUUUAAACAUUACAUUACAUUUAGUUGUGUUUCACAUAACAGAUUAGUAGAGUUAGUUUGUAUACAAUGUGUAUAUAUAUGCAUAAUAUAUUUAUAUAUUUGAAUUUAACAUCCAAAUAAGUAAUUAAAAUAAAGACAUGAUGAAAUAUUUCCAAAGAACAUAAUUUUGUGUUUAGGUUCUUUAAGAACUUUAUUACUAUCUAUGCAUAGAAAUUAUUAACAUAAAACAAUUAAGACAAAGUUAAAAAAUAUUUGAUUAAUUGAAAAUAUAUUAUAUAUCUACAAUUUUAAUAAGUAAGUUGACAUUAUUUAAAAUAUAUAUUUAGAGUAUCUUACUGUACUGCGAUUUAUAUUUAAUGAUACACUGCUGAAACCAGAUCGUAAAUCACUGAUUAACAUUAUAUACACCAGAUUCUUGAAUACUAAGACUUCCCAAUUAUUACCAAGAUUUCCUACAUAAUUAAUAAUAAUGUAUUUUAUUGUAACCAAACAUAUAUAUACAAUGAGCAAGAAAUUAUUAAAGAUUUCCAUGAUUAUCAAACAUUUGUACACUUAUAUUUGUUAGUGAUUUACUCUUUGCCUUAAACAAUACUUAAACAAAUAAAAAAAAAAAAAAAUGAUUUAAUAAAUAAAUCCUCUCAAAUUUAAAUUGUUUAAAUGGUGGUUUACACCAUUAGUUUACAAGAAUGGCGAUGGAUUUUGGUAAUUAAUAUAAUUUUUUUUAAUUUCUAAUUGUCUCUGAAAUAUUAGUUAAGUAUAAUUUCACCUGUAACAUAACCUGAGUACUUGUAUAAAAAAAAUGUAAAAAUAAAAUGACCAAACUAUUAUAUUUUUAUAAGUUGCUGAAAGAUUAAAAAUGGGUAGUUAAAAUUUAUUUCAUUGCAUAUAUUUGAAAUAUAAUAUAUACAUACGUUCACACAUUUUCAUAGGUAAAAUUUAUAAAAAUUGUUCUAUAAAUAAUAAGUACUUAAAAUAUGAAUAUCUAUGAACACUUGGUUUGAUGGCUAAAUCAUCAUAAGUAUCAUUAGAUAAGAUAACAUCUUUAGUAUGGAAUUUAAAUUACAGAAUGCAUCAGAAGAAGAUUCAUCAGAUUCUGAUCAAAAUAAUGAAAAAAAUGUGGAUUCAUCAUCUUCAUCAAGUUCUGAAAG